AUGGCCGCCCAUCGCUCGGGUCCGCUCAAGCAACAGAAUAAAGCUCAUAAAGGCGGACGGCACCGGGGUCGGGGAUCUGCGCAGCGGGACGGCAAGGGCCGUCUAGCACCGAAAAGCCUAAGCAAGAAGGUGAGAAAGGAGCUCAGCAGAGUAGACCAGAGGCAUCGCGCCAGCCAGCUUCGGAAGCAAAAGAAAGAGGCGGUUCUGGCAGAGAAGAGACAGCUGGGCAGUAAAGAUGGCCCUCCUCAUCAGGUCCUGGUGGUGCCUCUGCACGACAGGAUUUCCCUACCAGAGGCCCUUCGGCUGCUUCAGGAUAGGGACGCUGGAACAGUGUGCUUGAAUGAAUGGGGAAGCACCCACAACUUUAUGCUGUUAUGCCCCGGUUUGAAACAUCGGUGGUUUUUCACAUCUGCAAGGCCAGGAGAUCUGCACACUGUGCUAGAUUUGGCCAAAGUGGCUGAUAGCAUCCUGUUCCUCCUUGAUCCACUAGAAGGCUGGGACAGCACCGGGGAUUACUGCCUCUCCUGCCUUUUUGCUCAGGGCCUUCCCACCUAUACACUUGCUAUCCAGGGGAUUUCUGGCCUCCCACCGAAGAAACAAAUAGAUGCCAGAAAGAAGCUAAGUAAAGUAGUGGAGAAGCGCUUUCCUGAUGACAAGCUCCUUUUGUUAGACACGCAACAGGAGGCAGGGAUGCUGCUCAGGCAGUUGGCUAACCAGAAGCAGCGGCAUCUUGCCUUUCGAGAUCGGCGAGCCUAUCUCUUUGCUCAUCAUGCUGACUUUGUGCCUAAUGAAGAGAAUAACUUGGUGGGGACCUUGAAAAUUUCAGGCUAUGUUCGUGGACAGACUAUGAAUGUAAAUAGCUUGCUGCAUAUCAUUGGACACGGUGAUUUCCAGAUGAAACAGAUAGAUGCUCCUAUGGAUCCUUUCCCUUUAAACCCUAGAGUGAUCAAAUCCCAAAAGGACUCUGGCAUGGCGAUGGAGAUUUGUGCUACAGAUGCUGUAACUGAUAUGGAAGAAGACCUUAAGGUCCUAAUGAAGGCAGACCCUGAUAGACAAGAAACUUUGCAAACAGAGGUGAUACCUGAUCCAAUGGAGGGGGAGCAAACCUGGCCCACUGAGGAGGAACUGAGGGAGGCAAAUGACUUGUUGAAGGAAAGGUCCAAGGUGGUAAAGAAGGUUCCUAAAGGAACAUCCAGCUACCAAGCUGAAUGGAUUUUGGAUGAGGAUGGCGAAAGUGGUGGGGAAGAAGAGGAAGAUGAUGAUGUAGAAAAUGAGGAUUUUAUGGCAGAGGAAUCUCCGGAUGAGAGUAGUGAAGAGGAAGAAGAGGAGGAAUGUGAAACCAUGACUAUUGGAGAGUCUGUGCGUGAUGAUCUAUAUGAUGAGAAAGUGGAUGAAGAGGCUGAGGAAAUGAUGCUAGAAAAAUAUAAACAAGAAAGACUGGAAGAGAUGUUUCCGGAUGAAGUAGAUACCCCCCGAGAUGUGGCUGCUAGAGUUCGAUUUCAGAAAUACAGAGGCCUCAAGAGCUUCCGGACAUCUCCGUGGGAUCCUAAGGAAAACCUUCCUCAAGAUUAUGCUCGGAUCUUUCAGUUUCAGAACUUUACCAAUACCAGGAAACGCAUCUUUAAAGAAAUCAAGGAAAAAGACGUUGAAGGAGCUGAGGUUGGCUGGUAUGUCACACUUCAUGUCUCUGAAGUGCCUGUCUCUGUGGUUGAGCAUUUCAAGCGGGGAGCUCCAUUGGCUGCGUUUUCUUUACUGCCUCAUGAACAGAAGAUGUCAGUACUGAAUAUGGUGGUAAGCCGGCAUCCUGGCAACACUGAACCUGUGAAAGCGAAAGAGGAGCUGAUCUUCCACUGUGGGUUCAGGCGCUUUCGAGCCUCGCCUUUAUUUUCCCAGCACACUGCAGCGGAUAAACAUAAAUUUCAGAGAUUCUUGACUGCUGAUGUGGCCCUGGUGGUGACAGUAUAUGCCCCAAUCACUUUUCCUCCUGCAUCUGUGCUGCUUUUCAAACAGAACAGCAAUGGAAUGCACAGCCUCAUUGCUACAGGCCACCUCUUGUCAGUGGAUCCAGACAGGAUGGUCAUCAAGAGAGUUGUGCUGAGUGGUCAUCCUUUCAAAAUUUUUACUAAGAUGGCAGUAGUACGUUACAUGUUCUUCAACAGAGAGGAUGUGCUGUGGUUUAAACCGGUGGAACUGAGAACAAAGUGGGGCCGCAGGGGACAUAUCAAGGAACCUUUAGGUACUCAUGGCCAUAUGAAGUGCAGUUUUGAUGGGAAGCUAAAAUCUCAGGACACAGUACUAAUGAACCUCUAUAAACGAAUUUUUCCCAAAUGGACUUACGAUCCCUAUGUUCCAGAACCAGUACCUUGGGUGAAAAGUGAGAUUUCAACAGUGCUGCCAGAAAUGGACAUGAAGUAA
Pipistrellus nathusii (Nathusius's pipistrelle) is the source of this 2415-nucleotide messenger RNA. The record is from the annotation of a GenBank genome assembly. NCBI's taxonomy places the organism in Eukaryota, Metazoa, Chordata, Mammalia, Chiroptera, Vespertilionidae.